AUGUUAAUUGAAACACUUGCUUUUCCCACAUUCUUUUAUUGUCUCAUUGCUUUCUCAUCAACUUUGUUGCAAUUCUGCAUCGCAGCUAACACCAUUAGUCCAGGGCAAUCAAUUAGCGAUAUCCUGACUCUAGUUUCCUCAGACCAUGUUUUUGAGCUAGGAUUCUUCCCUUCAGGCUACAACAAGAGCAGGUACUUGGGCAUAUGGUACAAGAAGACCCCAGGGAUACUUGUGUGGAUAGCUAACCAAAACAAUCCACUCACAGAUACAUAUGGAGUUUUCACCAUCACCAGCAAUGGAACACUUCUUCUUCUCGACCAAAGAAACCACACUAUCUGGUAUUCGAAUUCAUCCAGGGCUGCUCAGACUCUAGUUGCUCAGGUUUUAGAUUCUGGUAACCUUAUUCUUAUAGAUGUUAAUGAUACAUCGAACAGCUCUGAAAGCUAUUUGUGGAAGAGCUUUGAUUACCCAUUUAACAUAUGGUUACCAGGCAUGAUGAUAGGAAAGGACACAAGUAAUGGUCUAGACCCAUUUUUGACAUCUUGCAGUGACUCAAAUAUUGCAUCUCCUGGAGACUUUACAUACAGAUUUGAUUAUUGGGGGUUGCCUGAAAUAAUUCUUAGAAGAGGAUCAACAAGAAAAUACCGCACUGGACUAUGGAAUGGAGUUCGAUUCAGCGGUCUUCCUAUCCCUGUAAAUCAAUAUUUCGUUUCCGUAUUUAGAUUGAACAAGGAACUGUUGGGACGUAUAUAUAAUUCUACAAACGAGUUUCAUAAUACGAGGAUAACACUGAGUCAAUCAGGCAUUCUUCAAGGCCUUCUAUUAAAGAAGGGAAGCAGUGAAUGGACUAUCAUGAAUGCAAUGCCAAAUGACUUGUGUGACAAUUAUGGGCAGUGGCUCUAA
This is a messenger RNA of Quercus robur (English oak), 903 nucleotides long. RefSeq names its product S-locus-specific glycoprotein S13-like. The record is from RefSeq and is a predicted model, not a curated record. The transcript has a single exon. NCBI's taxonomy places the organism in Eukaryota, Viridiplantae, Streptophyta, Magnoliopsida, Fagales, Fagaceae. Gene Ontology annotation, biological process: recognition of pollen. The coding region runs from base 1 to 903 and encodes 300 amino acids.